UCACCUGUUGAUUUCGAAGCUUUCUAUCUCAUCAUCUUCGCGAUCAAGAUUUUAGAGCGGAACUUCGGGAUAAGCUUUCACGUCAGGAGGAAUAUCUUUCGAAGAAGAACCAUGAGAAUCAACAAUGGCGAACCCUAAGUCAUCUGUAGAUCUGAAAAACAAUCAAGCUUGCGGAAAGCUUUGUCAGGAACACGGGGAGGAGGACUGUCCAAGUGAGAACGAGCGUGAGUUCGAAUCGUUGGAAUAUGAGGAAGACGUGUACUACUCGAAGCUGACGACGACACCGAGCUUCGACGACAUCGACGAGCUCGAUGACGAGGAUGUGGACGAGCUGGUGGUUCACUGCUGGCGCGACUCCAAUGGCGAGAUCGACGAGAUUGUCGUCGACGAUGGCAACCUGUCCGUGGAGACCCAGUUCCUGCCGGAAGAAGGACCAGAUGAUGGUCGCAGGAAGAAGAAGCGAUCGAUUCGCGUGAUCUUCCAGGAUCUCUCUAAACCCUAUCUCGCUAGGAUCAGCAGCAGCCAGAACUACAAGAGGUUCCUCGAGCUGGUAAAAGGAGAAGACGCCUCGCUUCACUCGGCCGGAUCUUUGUCGCCCUCAUCAGAUAAUAUAGCAAACGAACUUCAAGGACUCUCCUUAGAAGAGCAAGAACAACAAAAGGCAGAAUGGAGCGCUCAAUUAGCAAAAGUUGAGGAAGAGAUACAGACUCUGAGACAUGUCCUCGCCAACAAGAUCAAGGUUUCGCAGGAUCUGAAGAGAAAACUGGGUAUCAGUGUCUGGAAGGAGCUCACCGACGAUGUCAAUCAAGGACUCAAGAACGUCAAGGAGAGCAACGUAUACCAAAAAACAGAAUCUGUACUUAAAUCCACGGCUGAAAAGACAACAAGUAUCCUGGGUGGAUUUGGUAGCGGUAUUUCCAUGAAAUUGGGCCAGAUGCGCAACUCCGACAGCUUCCGGUCCUUGGAGGAAAGAGUUGGAUCCGCUUGUGAGAAUAUUAAGACAAAAGUUGUGCCUUCGAGAUCCAAUUCGACGCAGAGCUUUGACGAGGCUCUUCGAGAAUCCGAAGCAAUGAGGCGUGCAUCUGCGGCUCCGUCGGUCACCAGCCCGACCAUUCCUGAGGACAAGUUGCUCUCUUAGAGCCCAAAGUUGCGCGAAAUCCGUGCGUCUCCUCCGCGCGAUGUAAAGUGCUGAUAACGCGCUAUAUCACUAUUGCAUUCGUCUACUGCAAUCGCUAUAGAGGGCCAAACGACGAUGUAUCCGUGCACGAAUUGAAUGAGUCGGUCGAUACUUUGCUGAAUCGAGACUUCGGAUACAAUCGUCCAAGUAUUAUCCUACUCUAUCUAAUAAAAAAAUAUAUAUUUUUCUCGCACGCCCUUUCCACGCCUUUCCCUUCGCAGGAUCGCCUUUUUCUAGACUAUAUUCAGGACAUCCUUAGACAUAGCGAAAAACGCGAUUUUUAUACCUAUACUAAAAAAAAUCGAUAUUGAAGACAAUUUAUUAAAUAUAAAUAUAUGACUGUUGAAUUUCUUUUGAUAAUUAAUUUUGAUUUAUAAAUAUAAUAAAACAUAAUUGAUGUUUGAAUUGGAGCUGAUUAUUUAUAUAUAUGCAUCGCGAUAAAAUAUAAUUUUAAAUUAUGAAGUAUAUAUAUAAUAUUAAAUAUUAAUAGGAAAAUUAAUAGGAAAAUUUUGCAAAAUAUUUACAAUAGUUUUUCGAUCAUUAUCACUGCUGCACUACUUACAACUUUAUAUAAAAUUUAAAUUAUAUAAAAUAUAAAUAUGUAAAAUAUAUAUAAUUUACAUGUUAAAUUUCGCACUUAUUUUUGCAUAUAUUUGUAAUUUGUGGCAUUUAUCACAUAUUAUCGAUGUCCUGAAUCAAUCUGAACAGAGCUGCCAAAAGAAAAUAUUUUCAACGAUUUAUGGUAAAUAACCCGUCCGUUGACAAUACUUUACACCGUGUAUACUAAACUUCUUACUUAUGUACGCAAACCUGAUUAGCGCGAACAAGUAUGUCGCAAGACAAAUCUAAUCAGAAUCUCGAGGAACAUUAAUAAAUCUUUCCUUUUUUUAUCUUAUUAUUAUUUAAUUAAAAUAACAAUUGAAUAGAAGAUGAUAGGGAAAUUAUCUCGAAUAAAAAAUUAUUUAUUGAUGAAAAAGAUUGUAUAAAUUUCAAACGAAAAUAGAAUCUAUAUAGGUAACAAAUCAAGUAAAAUUGUAAUAAUAUAAAAUAAUUUUCUGUAAAUAAUUUAUUAUGCUUCUGUAACGUAGACAAAUUGUACAAGAUGAGAACAUAUCAAGACAUGAAACAGAUUUCAGUUAAAAAAUUAUGAAAUUUCCUUGUUUAAAGAAGAUAAUUGAAAGAGUUCCUCGCGAUUUUCAAUCUUAGAUGAAUAUGUUUUAGGUAUGCGGAUAAUCUUAUUAAAUUAGCACGAAAUUUGAGAGGUAUUUUGUAUUUUAGCUUAAUAAAAGUAUUAUCGACGACGCACGGUGCGUUUUUGUUAAUGUUAAAAGAGGCAAAUUUUUGCAAAAGAACCGAAUAUUGUAUACAUGUUCAUGCGAUAUAAUAACUAAUUAUUAUCAAGGAUAAUUGCCAUGAUUCGUCGAUAAUAUUUGCUGCAUAAUAUCUUCUUGUUCAUAAAUAAAUUAUUUUACGAAA
This is a messenger RNA of Camponotus floridanus (Florida carpenter ant), 2653 nucleotides long. RefSeq names its product tumor protein D54. Gene Ontology annotation, cellular component: cytoplasm. The record is from RefSeq and is a predicted model, not a curated record. NCBI's taxonomy places the organism in Eukaryota, Metazoa, Arthropoda, Insecta, Hymenoptera, Formicidae. The transcript has 5 exons. The coding region runs from base 125 to 1138 and encodes 337 amino acids.